Molecule: messenger RNA, 648 nt
Organism: Mytilus californianus (California mussel)
Lineage: Eukaryota; Metazoa; Mollusca; Bivalvia; Mytilida; Mytilidae
Product: cerebellin-2-like
Exons: 3
Coding region: 42-605 (187 amino acids)
Molecular function (GO): protein binding
Source: RefSeq, a predicted model, not a curated record
UUCAGAAUCAGUUCUAAAUACCAAAGUACCAGAGAGAAACCAUGAGCCUGCUCAGAGUAAUUGCUCUGGGUUUUAUACUCCUUUCAUCAGUCACUGCUCACAAAGCCUGUUCUAAAAAUGCCAACUUGUGGAAAAGCAUACAGUAUCAGCUUAAGUUAGUAGAGACUACAGAAGGGCGAUGUGAUUGUGAUACCAAAGAAAUGCAUGGUCAUAAAACGGUCGGAUUUCUGGCUAAAUCUUCAAAAAGUCUUAGUAAUGUGAAUAAAGGAUCCACAGUUAUAUUUGAUAAGGUAGUUACCAACACUGGUUCUGGAUACGAUGCUUCGACUGGACAGUUUGUUGCACCUUACGAAGGUCUUUAUUAUUUUACCUGGACAACUCUCAGUUACCAUUCAAAACUUUUCCCAACACAGUUACUGCACAAUGACAACAUUAUUGCUGCUAACUAUCUUGAUGGUAGAGGAUUAUCUUCAGGUUAUGCGUCUGCGACCCAAAGUAUUUUGCUACAUCUUGCAGCAAAAGACAAGGUGUGCAUCAAAACUGAAAGGGCAGGAACGUACAUGUCUGGUGGUAAAUGGUCUACCUUCAGUGGUUUCAAAAUUUAACAGUUUUUAAAAUGUUGAACAAAUAAACAUAUCCCAGACUUAA